GGGGGCGGGGCCAGGCAGGCGGGGGGCGGGGCCAAGGCGGCGCCGUUGCCGCGGUGACCGGGACGCGCCGUCGGGGCCGCCAUGGAGCUGGUGGGGGAUCGGUAUCUGGGGAGCACCGUGCGCGGCAGGAUGGAAGGAUACGGCUCCUACACGCUGCCGACCGGGGCCGAGUACCGGGGCUCGCUGUGGGACGGCAUGUUCCACGGCAAGGGCGAGCUGCAGCUCAUCAAAGGCGGCGGAUACCGGGCGCUCUGGGACCGCGGGAGGCCCACGAAGGGGAAAUACACUUUUACAGAUGGUCUCGAAUUCGACGAGGAAAAAUGGCCCUACUGCGAUGGCUACGACAGAAGAUUUUAUACAGAGAUCUGUUUGGGUUUUAAACCACCAGGCAUUCCUCAGCUUACAAAUCUGGAUCCUCCCAAAAUAAUCCCAGAAGGUUGUUAUGACUGUGGUGAUGGAUUCUAUAACCCUGAAACCAGAGUAGUUGUUGACUACAAACGCAAGUUUCUGAGAAAUGCAGACAAUGAUGAGCAUGAAUGGAUCCUUCGGACCUGCCGGAGAGCCUGGGACAUACCAAUCGAGCACAAACCGAAACCACCAGACAGCUUCUCCUAGACAAUAUUCCAGCAAAGCAGGUAAUCUGAGUCACAAUAAAUGCAAUUUGUCCUCGUGGAUUUGUCUCACCCUUUCCCUCGACAGGAAUAUAAUCUUUCUGUCAUCUUUGUCAGCUCAAAGAAAAAUGGAAAUAAUCAUUUAAUCAGUCAUGCUGAGCAAAAGCCACGGCAAAAAAGCCGACUGUACUCACAAUAAUAUUCCUGAGAGGUGUGCAGUGUAGUAUGUAUAAACAUUAUUAAGCCUGAAAACAAUUUGUUAAAAAGAGUGCCUCAGAUUCAGGGUUGAAGUCAUUCAAAUCCAUCUUAAUCAACAUUAUUUUCCCAGAUUUUAGUUAGCUGUCCUGGUGAAUUCCUUUCCUCUCUUUUUGCUCAGUACUUUGAUAUUGAUUGAUCAUUGUAAUAAUGUACACCAGAGGUAUUCUUUAAUGACGGGUUUGCUAACUAGGAAAUUAUAUCCAUUUACUACGAACGUUUGUUGAACUCUCCUGAAGCCAGAGUUUAACAAAAUAAUAAAAGAGGAAAACUGGGUGGGUUGCUGCUUGAUUAGUAAGCCAGAAAGUAUUUAAAAAUAAAAUAAAAUGGAAUUACAUCAUUUUCUGGAUGUAAGUGCCAGCACUUCUACUUGCAUUAACUUUAUUUAUUACACAAAUAAGACAUUUACAAAGCACAACAUUAAAAGUAUGUAACAAAACAGACAUUGGUUUUACAAAAAGUGCUUACAAUUUUGUUUUACUUUUUUAAAAUAAAUAUUAGUCUUGACUGUCCACUCAUUCAGAGAAAAUUUUUUUUAACCAUUGUAGCCAAGACAUGCAGAAUUGCAACAUGCUACAACAAAAUGAUUGGCAGAUGAAAUAAAACUGGUGUUUAGUUGGCAUCCUACAGAUAAAUCACUGAUAGUAGUGCAGGAUUGGUUCCCACUCCCUGCCCCAACGAGUGACUUCUGUAAGCACCUUUAGCUCGGGCAUUGGGUUAACCAGCAUGAGCCAGAAAAAAUCACUGGUGAUAAAACCUGCAACCAUCCCACUUCUGUUAGUCACCUUACUAAACUGCAGUGAAGAGCCUUUCACUGGCUGUCUUCAGUGGAUUCUGUCUGCAAAAGGGUUUGUAAAUAGCAACUGGAAAAGUUUAGUGCAUGGAGUCUGCAUUGCUGCACCAGAACCCAUCUGGCAAUUACUGAAUAAACUAAGAAAAUGAGAAUGACUUUUAAUUUUUUUUUUUAAUCCACAAACAGGAGAUGAAUGCAAAUGACCUGAGAUAAGGUUUGGUUCAGUGGCAACAGUCAGUGUGAAAUAUGUUGUGAAACAAUGUAUUGAAUAAAUUAGAAGAUUUCUUAC
Oenanthe melanoleuca is the source of this 1948-nucleotide messenger RNA. RefSeq names its product MORN repeat containing 5 (gene MORN5). NCBI's taxonomy places the organism in Eukaryota, Metazoa, Chordata, Aves, Passeriformes, Muscicapidae. The record is from RefSeq and is a predicted model, not a curated record. The transcript is spliced from 5 exons. Bases 82 to 615 code for a protein of 177 amino acids.